Messenger RNA from Punica granatum (pomegranate), 1536 nucleotides. The record is from RefSeq and is a predicted model, not a curated record. NCBI's taxonomy places the organism in Eukaryota, Viridiplantae, Streptophyta, Magnoliopsida, Myrtales, Lythraceae.
CAGUUCUCUCUCUCUCUCUCUCUCUCUCUCUCUCUCUACCCUAUAGCCCGGUCAAGUCCUCCCUCAGGCCCCCAAAAGAAUUAAUGGCCCCACUACUCUCCACCGGCGAACAGUGCCGCCGCCACUGCGGCCGGGCCCCUCCUCUGACCACCACCCUUCUACUCCUCCUCCUCUUUUUGAUCUCUUUGCAAGUGGUCUCCGCGAACGAGGAGAUCAGUAAGAGCAAGGGUGGCUGCGGGGCGGACGACCCGUCGUCUUCCCUAGGGCGGUGCAGGAAUGGGCCCGAGGCCAUGAAGCUGAAGGUCAUCGCUAUCGUGUCAAUCCUCGCUGCGAGCAUGCUCGGGGUGUGCCUCCCGAUGUUCACCCGGUCCGUUCCGGCCCUCAAGCCCAACAGUAACCCGUUCGUGAUCGUGAAGGCUUUCGCGUCGGGUGUGAUCCUCGCCACAGGUUACAUGCAUGUCCUCCCUGACUCGUUCGAGUACCUCAACUCCGACUGCCUGCCCGCGGAUCCCUGGGCUAAGUUCCCGUUCACCACCUUCAUCGCGAUGCUCUCGGCCGUUGCCACCCAGAUGGUGGAUUCUUUUGCCAUGUCUUACUACCGGAAGCUCAGGGCGAGGACGAGCGGCAGCGGUACCAGAGUCAGUGGUCAGGCAAAGGAUGGGGUUGUGGCAGCCGAGGACGGCAGGGGGAACGGGCUAGAGCAUGUUCAUGGCGGUCCUGGAGAAGAUCAUCUUGGCGAUGGGGAAUCUCAGCUUCUGAGGCACAGAGUUGUAGCUCAGGUUUUAGAGCUGGGAAUAGUGGUGCACUCAGUGGUGAUAGGACUCUCAAUGGGGGCCUCGGACAAUGCUUGCACCAUCAAGUCGCUCGUGGCUGCUCUUUGCUUUCAUCAGCUCUUCGAAGGGAUGGGCCUCGGCGGCUGCAUCCUCCAGGGGGAGUUCGGACUGAAAGUGAAGGCGAUCAUGGUGUUCUUCUUCUCAAUCACCACUCCUCUGGGGAUCGUGCUCGGGAUCGGCCUGUCAAACGUGUACAGUGAGAGCAGCCCGACUGCCCUGAUUGUGGUGGGCCUGCUGAACGCGUGCUCAGCCGGGCUACUGAACUACAUGGCCUUGGUGGAUCUAAUAGCAUUGGAUUUUAUGGGGCCGAAAUUGCAAGGGAGCAUGAAGUUGCAAGUCUUUGGUUAUGGUGCUCUUCUGUUGGGUGCUGGAGGCAUGUCAUUGAUGGCAAAGUGGGCUUGAAUUUAACAAAUAGGGAAGUUUUGUUUUAGGAGAAAGUAAUAAAAAGUAAUGAAUUAGGGAUUUUAUUCCUUAAUUAUGUCCAGCUUAUUUAUUUAGUUUUAGGAGAUUAUUAAUUAUUAGGUGUCUGGCAAAUUCUAAAUUUCAUUUUCAACGGCAAUUCUGUUGCUUCGUUUUUUUCCCCCUUCGGUAGAGCAGAGCAAUUCUAUUGUUUUAUUAAUAACUAUUACUAUUAUAAUUCUAUUGUUUUAUUUAUAUCCAAUAAUAUUAUAAAAGACAAGGGAGGGUCUUGGUCCCUUUUUUA